This is a messenger RNA of Scatophagus argus, 4273 nucleotides long. It is a transcript of the gene gas7a, whose product is annotated as growth arrest-specific 7a. Gene Ontology annotation, molecular function: actin filament binding. Gene Ontology annotation, biological process: actin filament polymerization; neuron projection morphogenesis. NCBI's taxonomy places the organism in Eukaryota, Metazoa, Chordata, Actinopteri, Scatophagidae. The transcript has 10 exons. The record is from RefSeq and is a predicted model, not a curated record. The coding region runs from base 939 to 1976 and encodes 345 amino acids. Gene Ontology annotation, cellular component: actin filament; cytoplasm; plasma membrane.
GAAUCACACGAAGACAACGAUGUGGCGGCCGCCGCCCUGCACACGGGUGCUUACUGUAAACAAGAGUGUCUCAUUGAGCACACAUAAACGCACAGUUAACAUGCAGUCUCUCCUCAGCGUCGGUGUUAAAGCCCCGUCGAUGGUGUUAAGCGCACAUUUCUUCCAACAUAUAAACACACAAUCAAGAGGCUGCGUCUCAUUGGCUGCCUGUUUUCCCUCCUGCUCGCUCCCUCCCCCCCCGCCACCCGUUUGCCUCCCAGUCGUAAUUACUUUUUUAAAGAUCAUCAUUGGACCAUUUCCAUCACACCAACCCCCAGCACCUCCACCACUGCUGCUCCCUCCUCCCUCACUAUCUGCCUCUCAGGGGAGGGAGGUGUGGCAGGGAUCAUGUAAAUAAAUCCUCCUCCUCCCCCUUCUCUUACUCUCUUUACUCCCUCUGUCCUUUCUCUUUAUGCCCCUUUUUUCUUCGCAUCCUCAGCUUUUUGCGCUCCAGCAUCUCCAUCCAUGAACUGGCUCACUGCUCUCUCUCUCUCUCUCUCCCCCUCUGUGCGUGGACAUCGUUGGGUGAGGGGUGGAGGUGAGGUGGAGUGAGUUGGGGGUGGGGUGAGGGGGGACUGCAGAGCCCUUCGCAGGCAGCAUCCAUCUCCUCGCAGCCUUCAACCUCAAAACUCGUAUGACAGCAGCUUAACCGGAGGCUAGACUUCGUCACGCUUCCGCAGCCGCCACACACUCCCCUACAACACCCCCCCCCCCCCCUCACCCUCCCUCCCUGACGCCACACACCCCCACCCCCCUGCAACGAGACUCCUCUCCACACACUCUGUAGCUUGUGAGACUGAAGGCAGGCUCGGUGCGUGGAGGGAAAGACAGAGAGAGAGGAGAGAGAGGAGAGAGUGAGGCUUUCCCAGAAUAGAGAAGCAGGAGGAGGUGAGAGGGAGAUGAUGAUGGAAGCGAGCUUCGACACUGAGGAGAGUUUUGAUGAUCCCUCCUGUCUCGCCCCGCAGCCCCCCGGCUCGGUUUCGCCAGCCAAGAGGCACAUCAAGGAGGUCAAGGAGACCAAGAUCACUGUCAACUGUGUGACCUUCCCUCUGCCUGGAGAAGGUCCAGAGCAGCAGCUCCUGAAGCCCAACGAAUGGAGCUACUGCGACUACUUCUGGGCCGACAAGAAAGACCCCCAGGGGACCACCUCUGUGGCGGGCUUCGAGGUUCUUCUUCAGAAGCAGCUGAAGGGCAAACAGAUGCAGAAGGAGAUGGCCGAGUUCAUCCACGAGAGAAUAAAGAUUGAAGAAGAAUAUGCCAAGAACCUCUCCAAGCUGUCUCAAAGUCCCCUGGCAUUGCAGGAGGAAGGGACUCUUGGAGAAGCCUGGACUCAGCUGAAGAAGAGUCUUCACGAUGAGGCUGAAGUUCACCUUAAGUUCUCCAACAAGCUCCACACUGAGGUGGAAAAACCCUUGUUGACGUUCAGGGGCGACAACUUCAAGAAGGACCUGAAAAAGUAUGAUCAUCACAUCGCCGACCUCAGGAAGCAGCUGGCGAGUCGCUACGCAGGUGUGGAGAAGGCCCGGAAAGCCCUGGCGGACAGACAGAAGGAUCUGGAGGUGAAGACCCAGCAGCUGGAGAUCAAACUCAGCAACAAGACAGAGGAGGACAUAAAGAAGGCCCGGCGGAAAUCCACACAAGCAGGAGACGACCUGAUGCGCUGCGUGGACCUGUACAACCAAACCCAGUCCAAGUGGUUUGAAGAGAUGGUCACCACCUGCAUGGAGCUGGAGAAGCUGGAGGUUGAACGCAUCGAGUGGAUUCAGCAGCAUUUACGCCAGUACACGACUCUGCGGCAUGAAACAGACAUGUUUAAUCAGAGUAUGGUGGAACCGGUCGACCAGUUGCUGCAGAACGUGGAUCCAAGCAAAGACAGAGAGCUGUGGGUGAAGGAGAAUAAAACCGGCGAGGUUCGACCCGUGGAUAUGGACAUAUAGACCACCCUGACCUGGGAUCAGCCAUUCUGUCUUCAGUAUUGAAACAUCCGCAGAACACUUCAAAUUUCACUGAUCCAGGGACAGUGCAUGUUCAGACCACCGAGGUCUGCUCAUCCUCCCUCUGACUGGAAUAUCAGGAGCAAACGUUCAUGCUUAACACAAUCUGAGUGCAGGACACAGUAACGGAUCAAAGUACCAGCAUGUUCCUCUGAAGUCGUAACCCUGUCAUAGCCAACAUUAGCUUAUUGAAUGCCAUUUAACAUAUUCUGCUGUUUACCUGUUGUAAAGUUGACACUAUUAGACAAAUUAUAUGUAUUUUGAAUUGUUUAGUUUAGCUUCAAUUGACACUUUUCCAGUUUGAGUGAACCAAACAAAAAAAAAAAGUGUGAUUAUUGAUAUUAUCUUUAUUUUAGAUACCGAUAUUGAAGCAUAUUGAGAUCUUAGAAUGAAUAUGAUAUAUUUUCAUAUUUUGCUGGUUCAUUUUGGUGGAAAUGCAUGUUUUGAAUAUCUUGCUUCUACUGUGUAUGGAGAGCUGCAAAAUCUGUUGAACCAACAUUGGCUGUUUUUGGUGUAGUUCACUGAAAUUACACGAGGUAUUCUGCAUCUUGUACAAGUGACAGAAUCAAUUUAGGAACUUUCUGACAAACAAACAACAAAAAAGGAGACUUUACGUGUACAGAGUUAAUAUCCACUAACCUCAACUGUUUAACAAAACGCACACAAACACACACACACACACACAGUGUUUUGGAAUGUGAAUUCGAUUAUGCUCACCACACGUUCCCAACACGUGGUCGACAGGAUUUAGGCCAGGGUCUAUUUUGGAUCAGUCCGGAGGAAAAAGGUGGUCCAAGCUACACUGAAACACCCUUUAGUGCCUAACGGUUAUAUACCUGGAAUGUCCUUGACAUACUCUACUCUGCAUCAGUGUACAUUUGUACAUACAGGCUAGAUGUAUUUUGCUGUCAGAUGUUUAACAGGUCCCACAUCUCUGGGCCGAUGGCGUGUUUGUACUGUACAAUGUUGUUUGUCUUAUUUUUGGUAAAUGUACAGGGAACAUCUUUAUGAUGGUGGCAGGUUAAGUCGGGCUACGAGCAGCAGAAUGCAAAACUCAUAUUAAGAGAAAAAGAGAAGAUAAAACAGUGAAUUUGUGAUAUUGAUCUCGAUCCAGUGGAUGGACUCCUUCCACAUGCACAAAUGCAAAUGAAACAUUUUAUCAGAGACUGCAUGUACAGUAUGUGUCUGUGUUUACAUGUAUGUGUCUGUCUUUGUCCGGCCUGUGUGUUCUGGAUUUGUUUGGGUUAUUAGAUGCUGAUGUUUGUUUUGUUGGGGUUUUUUUAUUUCUCAAAAGCACGAAGCCAAUCAAAUAAGGAUUGAAGUUGUAAUCCUAAUCCUAAUCCAGGCACAAGAAAAUGACCAUGAAAAAAAAUAUUUAAAUGCUUACCUGCCUUAUCAGCGACAUCGAUAAUGCACAAAGGUCAUCGUUUUUCUAUUAAACAAGGAAAAGUUAUCUUUAUUUGAACUGUGAAUGGAUUCAGCACAUUCAGACUUUGCUUUAAACCAAAAAGGCUUCAUGUGGGUCUGACUGGCAUAUCUGUUGUAGAGGUUUUAUCAGUGUGUGUCAAUGUUGUGCGCUAAACGUAACAAGUUAUUAUGUUCAAACUAAAUGUUCUUGACAAGCAUCGACAGUUUCAUGACGUAACGGUUGAGUUUACUGCCCUUCUGUGAUUAACACUUUCAUAACGUGCAUUCAAUCCGAUGUUCCCGAUGUUUUGAGAAUGUUUGAUCAUAGGUGACCUCUGUCCAGACGGUGUACUGUGGAAUGCAGUGUCCAGAAUAAAUCUCCUCUUUGGAAAUUAAAUGUCACGGUAUGUUGUUAUGUAACCGCAUUGGGGGGUUCAGAAACCGGAAGUUAUAUUUUACUUCAGCAACUGUGUUUAGGAGACCACCUGAACCCUCUUUUUAAUCAGCUCAGGUUCAUCAAACUCCAUUGGAUCCAGUCCAGCACAGAUUGGAGGGGAAAUUAAGGCAGGUGGAUGGACACGGAUACAGCGUGUAUCUUUCCAGGUAUUAACCUGUGCCAAAACAGGCUUUAGGACACAAUCGUACAAAGCCAAACUCUGUAAGCAAAGCGGUAUAUUUCAGACUACACAAGACUCUGCAAAGCUGUGCGACUAGCCUGUUUUUUUAAUACUGUUUUUGGCUGAUGUUGUAUAUUUUCAACUUGCAUGAAUGUUGCAAAGAAUGCAAAUUUUGGAUUUUUACAUCAUUAGUGUGGCCUGGCACGAGCAGAUGAA